This is a messenger RNA of Mya arenaria, 4331 nucleotides long. Its product is annotated as E3 ubiquitin-protein ligase ZSWIM2-like. The coding region runs from base 54 to 2579 and encodes 841 amino acids. Gene Ontology annotation, molecular function: ubiquitin protein ligase activity; zinc ion binding. Lineage: Eukaryota; Metazoa; Mollusca; Bivalvia; Myida; Myidae. The transcript is spliced from 14 exons. The record is from RefSeq and is a predicted model, not a curated record.
CGAGGUUGUAAACAACAUGGCGUCGGUUUGUUGAAACUCCGAAAAGAUCAGUGAUGGCUAGAAGUGUUCCUUGGCAGCGUCAGUGUAGCGACGGGGUGUUCUGGAGGCAAACCCAGGCUCAGAAUGCCACCAUAUACAUUCUAAGAGAGACAGGACCAACUGGUUUCCUCCUGAAGGAAGAAGGCGAGACAAAACCAUGCAAGGCAUUUCUUGGAGACCCCCACAGCUGUACUUGCUCCCAGUUCAUGAAGGACCGAGAUUUGUGUAAACACAUCUGCUGGCUGCUGCUGAAGAAGUUCAGAGUUCCACAAACCAAUCCUAUGUCCUGGCAGAAGGGCUUGGUUGAGCGAGAGAUCAACGAACUCUUGCGGGGCCUCGUACAACAGAUGAGGAAGAAGGUACCGACUGCCGUCACGCGCUGGCGUCGCCCCAUGUCCGCCAACAGUGAUGCAAGGGAGGUCAUCCCACAAAGGGAGAUUGCUGAAGAUGAUGUGUGUCCUAUAUGUCAGGAUGAACUUCUGGCUAAAAGGCUUCCUGUGACAUAUUGCAAGUUUGGAUGUGGAAACAGUAUACACAUCAAGUGUAUGAAGGUCUGGGCAGAGCACCAAAAGUCUCAAGGGGAGACAACUGUAAAAUGCCCCUUCUGUCGAGAGGAUUUUGGCCCCUUUGAGAUGCUCAAGUAUGAGAAUCGUAACGCGGAGGGGGUACAGCAUGGAGGGCGUAUGGAUCGACAUCUCGGUACCACCUGUCAGAGUUGUAGGCAGUCACCUAUAGAGGGGAAAUGCUACAGGUGUUCAUCUUGUGCUGAUUUCCACCUCUGUCAGUCAUGUUUCAACACUCCAAUACACACGCAACAUGCCUUCCAGUACAGACAUAAACGUAAUCAGCAAUGGCGGGCAGCGGGUCGGGCAUAUGGCGCUGUUUUACCACAAGCUGUUGUUGAUGACCUCGUUAACAGGGAGAUCACAGAAAACGACUAUGAUCUCCUAACACAGCUUGAUGGCUCUGCAGCCCCAGUUGGCAGUGAUAUCCCAGAAGAGGUGGUGCAGGGGUUUCCCCUGGAGAGAGUACGUCAAACUGGGCCUCAAAACCUUCUACAGCCUGGGGUUCAAUGUCGAAUAUGUCUCCAUGCUUACCAGGUUGGCCAGUAUGUACGCAAACUGCCCAGAUGUAAACAUAGGUUUCACAAGGACUGUAUAGACAACUGGCUCCUCCACUCCAGACCCACAUGUCCUAUAGACGGUCAGGUGGUGUGGGACAGGUUUGCUGCCCAGCUUGACGACACUAACAACACCAAUAGAAAACCACAAAAACGAAGUUCCCAAGGUGACGUCCAGACAACCAACACACUAAACCUCGAGAUUCCAGGCCUUGGAAUUUCCCUCCAAAACCAGGCCUCAGGGUCCCAGCCUCAUCAUAGAGGACAUGUUCAGGUCCCUAGGGUCAAGCCAGGGGACAGGAGGGGUCGGGAUAGGUCAGACAGGGAGGCAGAAAGGGUCCUCAACUCCAUACAGAAUAACUUUUCACUAAAUGGGAUCGCUGUUGGUGCAGAGAGUGAUCCAGACAUGGGACCAACUACAUCAAUGGUUCAUCAGAGAGGUAGGCUGCUUCAUCGACCUCCAGUGAACCACGUAGAGGGGAGAAACGGUUCUCAGUCUCCAGUUGCAGUUAUUUCUUCACGUAUAGGUCAAGAGAAUGUAGACCCCCUUGACCAAGUUGUGGAAGCAAACCAAGAAAUUGGUCAUCAUGGAAACAAUCAUUCCUUCAAUCACCAUGGUAACCCUCUUAUUCCAAACUUCCGUGCACAAAAUCCUGGAUCCGUGUUUGGUCAGCAGGUAACAAGACAGCAUGAUGCUACUGCAAGCCUCCUCAACAAUGCAGAACGCCUAGAAUCAUACACAGAAAUGCCAAACAUCUUUCAUGAUGGAACUGAAAAUCACUAUCAGUCACAGGACGAAAUGUCACAUGUUCAGGGUGAAAGUUCAAGGUCACAUCCAAGCAGAAUUGUUGGGGAUGUGCCACCGGAGAACAGAUUGUUUUCAUCUACUAAUACUGGUGAACAUGGUUCCAGUUCCCAUGUCAUGUUUGAACCCAAUGGGUCUCUCAGGGGAGGUAAUUCAAGAGUGAAUGGUGUUCAAGGGAGGCAACUUGCAGGAAGUAGUAGUGCUCCCUCUUCUGUCAAUGGAGCGUUGACAUAUUCUUACAACCUCCCUUUCACAACGUUAGAGAGAGGGCGGGCAGCACAGAGGGGGUGGAACCAGGGGUCAAGUGUAGCGCGAAAUCGGAGUGGGAGUAGGGAGCGGAGACAACCAAUAUCCGGACAGAUACCAAAGGAAGGGGAACAUCUGUUAGAGAGACUGACUAUUUUCACAGACCUUUUUCUUGGCAACAACCCCCGUAAUCAUCCCCCAAUGGCCAGCAGCAACACUGUGACAGGUCUACCCCCACGUCCUCAGAGACAACUAGCAAAUCACGCAGCUGCCAGACAGCGCCGAUUUGAGAAUGAGAGGCGGAGGAAUAAUUUCAGUCUUGAGGGAAACGCAUGCACAGAUGUGACAUUAAGAGACUUGCUCGGUUAAGGAAAUGAAACUGUAAAGAAAACUCAAAUAUGCUGCAAAAAGGAAAAAUGAAAGACUGAUCUACUGAUCAGCAGUGUUCAGAAAUUAUGUAACUGGUGCACCUCAGAGAUCUUCUGAGCCAUUAUCACAAAAUGUAUGGAAACAAUGUCAAAUUGUGAAAAUUGCCAAACAUCUUCCUUUUAAAAAAAAGCUGAAUUCCAAAAAUUGAAAUUAAUACCUACUACGGUAGAUGUUUUAUAAAAGAAAACAGGCCCUAAAUAGCUCAUCAUAUUGGUAUAGAUUUUAAUUUUAUUGAUAUGCAGUGUAACUGUAUUAUUUUAUAUAUCAACUUUUCUGUAGCUGUACCUGCAUUAUCAUAGAUACACAGUAUUACAUGAAUAACUUGUUGGAGAAAUUCAAUAACAUGUUCAAGUAAUUGCUCUUUCAAAUGUUGCAAUGCAUUAUUAUUUAAUUGUACAUUGUAUUUAUUAGUUUUUACAUAAUUGUUACAGAUUUUAUUUAUAAACUACUUACGGUAUGUUAAUAUUGUGCAAUGUAAAAUGCUUGUCUCAUAUUUAAUACUAGAUUCUUUAAGUAAGUGGGGUGUUUUACCCUUCUGAAGAAGACACUUAGACACUAAAAAGUGUUUAUAAUUAAAUAAUACUUAAAAGCAUACAGAAAAUAAUAUGCAUGUAGAUGUAUGUAGGUGUUUGAAAAUGUUUGUAUAAAUUGAUGAUAUAAAUGUACUUAAAAUUGUGUGUGUUUUUUACAAACCAUCUUAAUACUACAAUAAACCACCAAGUAUUACCCUUGACAACUUUAUGACAUGUUAUAUAUUUUCUUUGUUUAUGUUUUUCACAUAUGUUUAAUGAGUUGUUUUUAGCUCAUCUACCAAAUUGGGGCAUUGUCAUAGCCUUGGUGAAGGGGUCUGCAAUAACACUGUCCAUAUAUUUUACCUUUGGCCAUAACUCAUAAAACAUUUCAAACAUAUAAAUGAAACUGAAUGCACAUGUUGCCCAAAACAAUAUGCACAUGUAUUAUGACAGUAAAGCAACGGGUAUAACUAUGGCUUUAAUAAAUUUUGAGUUAUUGCCCUUGUUUGACAGAAAAAAUAAGAACAGACGAGAAAUGGCUUUUGAUCCAAGAUGGUCUUGCUAUGAAUUUGUGAUUAGCUGAAAUUGUGAUACAAAGUUGGAUAUAGUUUUUAGUAUUUUAUUCAUAUUAUAUAUUGUCACUUGUCUGUGAUAUUUAUUGUUACUGCUUGUUAAUUGUCAUUUGCUCAGUAUUGAUAGUUGAUGGUGUUGUAGUUUGGAAAUAUUUUUUAAAUAUAAACAGGUCUUGGAAUUUGAAGCGGGCUUUAUUGGUUGAGAAACUGAAGAUUGUAUGUUGAUGUGUGUGACUGUGUGUAUAUAUGUAUCUGGUCAUUCCGUUGAUGGAUGAUUACUACUACUGGUGAACUAUUCUAUAACAAAUAAGCUAGAAUGACGAUUCCGUCCAUUUGUCAAUUGCUUAUUUUAUGAUGAAUAUCAAUUGCAAAUAUAUAAAAAAUACAGUUUUAGAAAUGGUUUCAGUUUGAAAGAUUUUUAAGUGAAAUGCAUAUUGUUGAAUCUUCUAAGAUCUCUUUAGGAGUUGUGCAAACAUUACAUGUAUUCUGCAUUAUUUCAAUAUUGUUAAUCCUUUUUCUGCUGAAUGUUUCAUGUAUUUAGCUUUCCAAUGUCAAAAAGUUAUAAAUCUAGCUUGUUAAUGCACGUUUGAAUAAAUAUAGAAAUUGAA